CAGCGCGCAGAGCGGGCAGCGGGCGGGCGGUCAGACGGCUUCUCCUCCUUCGGCUCCUCCUGCUCCGCCCGAGCUCCCGCUCCUUCGCCCGGAGAGACCCGCGGCCCGCAGAGUCGUGCGCCCGCACCGAGGCAACCUCGCUGCGCCCCAUCCCGUCCCGCUGGGCACUCCCAGGGCAGCACGCCCGAGGCCAAAGUUGUCCCGCACGGCCGGGCAGGCAAGCUCGGGCUGCAGCGGCCCCUCCAGCGGCGCGCACGACAACUUUGGAGAGGCGAGUAGCAGCCUCAGCGGCGGCAGCGGCAAUGACUCCCUGGCUCGGGCUAGUCGUGCUCCUGGGCAGCUGGAGCCUGGGGGACUGGGGCGCCGAGGCGUGCACAUGCUCGCCCAGCCACCCCCAGGACGCCUUCUGCAACUCUGACAUCGUGAUCCGGGCCAAGGUGGUAGGGAAGAAGCUGGUGAAGGAGGGGCCCUUUGGCACGCUGGUCUACACCAUCAAGCAGAUGAAGAUGUACCGAGGCUUCACCAAGAUGCCCCACGUGCAGUACAUCCACACAGAAGCUUCUGAAAGCCUCUGUGGCCUGAAGCUAGAAGUCAACAAGUACCAGUACCUGCUGACAGGCCGCGUCUAUGAUGGUAAGAUGUACACAGGACUGUGCAACUUCGUGGAGAGGUGGGACCAGCUCACCCUCUCCCAGCGCAAGGGGCUCAACUACCGGUAUCACUUGGGCUGUAACUGCAAGAUCAAAUCCUGCUACUACCUGCCUUGCUUUGUGACCUCCAAGAACGAGUGCCUCUGGACCGACAUGCUCUCCAAUUUCGGCUACCCUGGCUACCAGUCCAAACACUACGCCUGCAUCCGGCAGAAGGGUGGUUACUGCAGCUGGUACCGAGGAUGGGCACCCCCGGACAAAAGCAUCAUCAAUCCCACAGACCCCUGAGCACCAGACCCUACCCCACCUCACCUCCCUCCCUUCCCGCUGAGCUUCCCUCGGACACUAACUCUUCCCAGAUGAUGACAAUGACAUUAGUGCCUGUUUUCUUGCAAAUUUAGCACUUCGAACACUUAAGGAAAAGU
Messenger RNA from Callorhinus ursinus (northern fur seal), 1075 nucleotides. Lineage: Eukaryota; Metazoa; Chordata; Mammalia; Carnivora; Otariidae. The record is from RefSeq and is a predicted model, not a curated record.